GAAAAGGGCCAGGCGAAGGUAAGAGCAAGGCAAAGCUCCGUGUAUGGGCUUGUGGGUUCGUUUGGUGGUCGAUUGGGGUUGAGGUUGGUUGAGAUUGCGUGCUGACGCUGUCAGGACAACGACAGGGGCUGGAAACAGUCGGGUCGGACGGACAAAUUUUCGUGGUUUGUCCAUGAUAAUUGAUGGCGAGUAGAUUUAUAUAGUCUGUCUACCCGGUUCAUAGCACGAGUUUGCAGAGCUCAGCUCUCUCGCUGCUCGCUCCCUCCGCUGCGCAUGGAACGAGCUCACACUUAUUGCAUUGUGUAGUCUCCUUCUGCACGAGCGUCAGGGACAACAAGUGGAAUUUAGAUUGCAGGCUGGCCAAGUGAGGCAAGGCAAGGCGCGUAGCUAGACGAGGGAGGAGCCGCGUCAAGAGGAGGGGAGACGCUGGGCGGGACAGGGCAAGGAAGGAGUUGAUCGAAGGAAACGGAAGAGCAGAGGAGGAGGAGGAGGAAGAGGAAGAGGAAGUUCGGAGGCGAGCGAAGGAUGACAGGAAGUGUCUAGAGGCCAUUCGGGAGGCCGACGAAGAGGAGUAUCACAGGUGGGUGUAUGAGGUGUUGUUGUUCUGGAAUUAGGUUAGGGCUAUCGAGAAGGGGAGCGAAGGGGACACAUUGUGAGGAGAGAGAAUCAAUCCCGCGGGACGGAGGAGUUCAUGAGCAACCGGGAGAAUAGCGGGAGGGAGAGGAGAAAACCGGAUCUGUUAGGCGAGGAGUGUGUAUCGACAGCAUCAUAGACACCUCAGAAGUGGUGUAAUUGUGAGACCACGGGGCGUUGGAUCGCAUUCUGACUGGCCUACCCUUGAUACCUUGCCUGAUCCUUCGUCCUACACUCUGCCUGUACCCACCCAUCCAGGAGCUAGUCGGUCAAGAUGAGUCAGCCGAAGAAGAAAAACUUUAAGAUUGAGCCGUUCAAGCACAAGGUGGAGAUGGAUCCUAAGUAUGCCGAAAAGACCUGGAAAAUUUUGGAGGACGCAAUACAUGAAAUUUACAACCACAAUGCUAGCGGCUUGAGUUUUGAGGAACUCUACAGAAACGCGUACAACAUGGUACUUCACAAGUAUGGCGAGAAACUUUAUUCUGGACUCGUCAACACGAUGACUCAGCACCUGCGGGAAAUCGCCAAGUCAGUGGAAUCUGCUCAGGGAGGCCUUUUCCUUGAAGAGCUAAAUAGCAAAUGGCUGGAACACAACAAGUCGUUGCAGAUGAUCCGAGACAUCUUGAUGUACAUGGACAGAACUUAUGUGACGAAUUUUAAUAAGACUCCUGUUCAUGAACUUGGGCUGAACCUUUGGCGCGAUAACAUUGUUAGAUCGUCUAAGAUCAGGGACCGAUUGCUGGAUACACUUCUUGACCUUGUACAUAGGGAGCGAACUGGGGAGGUCAUAAACCGAGGAUUGAUGCGCAACAUCACCAAGAUGUUGAUGGAUUUAGGGCCGACAGUUUAUCAGGAAGAGUUUGAGAGGCCUUUUCUUGAGGCUGCUGCAGACUUUUACAGGCUGGAAUCACAGCAAUUCAUUGAGACCAGUGACUGCGCAGACUAUUUGAAGAAGGCCGAGAGGAGGCUGAAUGAGGAGAUAGAGAGAGUCACUCAUUAUCUCGAUCCCAGAAGCGAGAUAAAGAUAACGGCUGUGGUAGAGAAGGAGAUGAUUGGGAAUCACAUGAAGCUGCUAGUCGAGAUGGAGAAUUCUGGGCUAGUGUCCAUGCUCAUCGAUGACAAGUACGAUGAUUUGGCUCGAAUGUACAACCUUUUCCGCCGGGUUACCACGGGUCUGCAAACCGUCCGCGAGGUGAUGAUUCAUCAUCUUCGAGAAACCGGCAGACAGCUUGUGAUGGAUCCUGAGAGGUUGAAGGACCCGGUUGAAUUUGUGCAAAGGCUCCUGGACGAGAAGGAUAAGUAUGAUAAGAUCAUACAUCUAUCCUUCAGUAAUGACAAGACGUUUCAGAAUGCCUUGAAUUCAGCCUUUGAAUUCUUCAUAAAUCUCAAUGUAAGGUCACCAGAAUUCAUCUCCCUGUUCGUGGACGACAAGCUGCGGAAGGGUUUGAAAGGAGUAAGCGAGGAGGAUGUCGAGACUGUACUGGACAAGGUCAUGAUGCUAUUCAGGUAUCUGCAGGAGAAGGAUGUGUUUGAGAAAUACUACAAGCAGCACCUAGCAAAGCGUUUGCUUUCAGGGAGAACCGUGUCAGAUGAUGCAGAGAGGAGUUUGAUAGUCAAACUGAAGACCGAGUGUGGCUACCAGUUUACCUCGAAGUUGGAAGGAAUGUUCACUGACAUGAAGACAUCUAGAGAUACCAUGCAGGGUUUCAACGCAAUGCUCGCAAACACUGGCGAAAGCAGUGAGACGCGAGCCACAGCUGAAGGGCCGACUCUUGCAGUGCAAGUCCUGACAACCGGUUCGUGGCCAACCCAGUCUGGGGCGAGAUGUAACUUGCCAACAGAAAUCCUGACCAUGUGCGAUAAGUUCAAAGCCUACUACCUGUCUACUCACACCGGGCGUCGCUUGACCUGGCAGACCAACAUGGGGACUGCAGACCUCAAAGCCACGUUCGGAAGCACCAAUAAGCAUGAGCUCAAUGUCUCGACGUAUCAAAUGUGUGUUCUCCUCUUGUUUAACAUGGCAGACAAGUUGAACUAUCGAGAAAUUGAGCAAGCGACAGAUAUACCUUCGCAGGAUUUGAAACGAAAUCUGCAAUCAUUAGCUUGUGUGAAAGGGAAGAACGUCUUGAGGAAGGAGCCGAUGAGUAAGGAUAUCAGUGAGGACGAUGUGUUUAUUUUCAACGACAAGUUUCAGAGUAAGUUCUACAAAGUCAAGAUCAGUACGGUUGUGGCUCAAAAGGAGAGUGAACCUGAAAAGCAGGAGACGCGGCAAAAAGUCGAAGAAGAUAGGAAGCCACAGAUUGAGGCAGCGAUUGUAAGAAUUAUGAAGUCCAGGCGUGUGCUGGACCACAACAAUAUUAUCAGCGAGGUGACGAAGCAGCUGCAGGCUAGAUUUCUGCCGAAUCCUGCAGUCAUUAAGAAGCGUAUUGAGUCACUUAUUGAGCGUGAGUUCCUUGAGAGGGAUCGAAUCGACAGGAAGCUCUACCGGUAUCUUGCCUAAUUGUACCCCCUUGUUCAAUAGUGCCAAGACUUCUUGGUGUUAGAUGGUGGAGCAUCAAAGCUGGGCAGCUUUUCAGGGUCUUGUGGUUCCAUGAGCCAGUCAGAGGGCCUUUGACCAACAGCUGUGGAGGCAGUAAGCGAAGGGCUAGUGACGGAUUGCCGGAGCUGCUCCGUAGCAAAAUCACAUGGUCACCCCAGGUCUCCUCAGACAGUCAGCUACGUGUAAGCGUGCUUGGCUAGAGCAGAAAAUAAUGGACAGCAAGCGACGGUCGAUAUCCAAAGUUGCUUCACAUGCAGAUGUUUGGUUUCACGUCUCGAAAGCUGCUGUAGCUUUCUCAGGUGGAACUAUCAUUGUCUGCCCUGGCAUUGGUGUCCUGCAUUGUGGAGGUUAGAGCAAGUCAUGCUGUGCAGUGUUUAUAAGUAAAUUUCUGAAGUGACAUUAAAAGUACAGCCUCCUGGGAAAAUUGUCUCAAGUUGCAGGUAUGCAGUGAGAGCUUUGGAAGUCUUUCUCUUGUAAUUUACAUCCUGGUCUCUCCAGUUCGAGACAGUAGUGUAUCCUAGCCAAAAUUCUUAGUGUACUCAACAUCCGCUGUGACCCCUUGUACACUAUUUGGACACAGCUUUUGGGCCCACCAAUUUGUGUCCCAGUGGACUUUUGAUGUGUCUGAGAAAUGGGCAGCCAUAGCUUUGCAUCUUGGCAUCCAUCUCGAACAUGACUCCCGCACUCAUCUGCACGGGUUAGUCAAAGUAAUCAGAGAAGUAUUUUUCUCGAUCGUUAGCGACUUUGUUUUUUAAAGAACCUGUUUCUUGAAGAAAGCUACGGAGGAUUUUUAUGAACUCCCGUGAGUUUGAGAGUCAAGAGAAACAUUGGGCUAGAGGAUCUAACUCUGCCAGAUUACCUGAGGUGUAUCAUCAACACCAGAUGUUGCAAGAAUCGGCCCCUGAUUGUUAGGUCUCCUCAAGAGUGUGGUGUUUGCGAACUGCCUAUCCAGCUUG
This is a messenger RNA of Marchantia polymorpha subsp. ruderalis, 4128 nucleotides long. The record is from the annotation of a GenBank genome assembly. NCBI's taxonomy places the organism in Eukaryota, Viridiplantae, Streptophyta, Marchantiopsida, Marchantiales, Marchantiaceae.